This is a messenger RNA of Ornithorhynchus anatinus (platypus), 5677 nucleotides long. RefSeq names its product kelch domain containing 10 (gene KLHDC10). The transcript is spliced from 9 exons. Gene Ontology annotation, molecular function: protein binding. Bases 78 to 1295 code for a protein of 405 amino acids. Gene Ontology annotation, biological process: positive regulation of stress-activated MAPK cascade. The record is from RefSeq and is a predicted model, not a curated record. Lineage: Eukaryota; Metazoa; Chordata; Mammalia; Monotremata; Ornithorhynchidae.
CUCCCCAUCGCUCCGUCCCCAGAGAAGGUCCGGCGGCGGAAGGGGCUGCGGCGAAGCGGGGCGAGAAGGAGGGCGUCAUGUCGGCUGCCCAAGGCUGGGACGGACCCCGUCGGCGAGGAGGAGGAGGAGGCGGCGGCGGCGGCGCGGGCAGCGGGAGCGGUCGAGGAGGCGGGCUGCUCAACCGCUUCGUGCGGCUCUGCGGCCGGCCGCACCUGCCAGGCCACAGAGCCCCCCCAGCACGAAGCGGGCAUCGCUGUGUGGCAGAUAAUGCCAACCUGUAUGUGUUUGGAGGGUAUAAUCCAGACUACGAUGAAUCAGGAGGCCCAGAGAACGAAGACUACCCUCUCUUCAGGGAGCUUUGGAGGUACCACUUUGCCACAGGAAUAUGGCACCAAAUGGGCACCGAAGGCUACAUGCCCAGAGAGUUGGCAUCUAUGUCCCUGGUGCUGCAUGGGAACAACCUGUUGGUCUUUGGCGGCACCGGCAUUCCGUUUGGAGAAAGCAACGGCAACGACGUCCACGUCUGUAAUGUCAAGUACAAGCGGUGGGCGCUGCUCAGCUGUCGCGGGAAGAAACCCAACCGGAUCUACGGACAGGCUAUGGCAAUCAUCAAUGGCUUCCUUUAUGUCUUUGGAGGAACAACUGGUUAUAUUUACAGCACAGACCUGCACAGAUUAGACCUUAAUACCAGGGAAUGGGUACAGUUAAAGCCAAACAAUUUACUCUGCGAUCUGCCAGAAGAGAGGUAUAGGCACGAAAUUGCACAUGAUGGGCAGCGAAUAUACAUCUUGGGAGGCGGAACUUCUUGGACCGCUUACUCCUUAAACAAGAUCCACGCAUACAACCUCGAAACGAACACGUGGGAAGAGAUUACAACAAGACCCCAUGAAAAAAUAGGUUUUCCUGCAGCCAGAAGAUGUCACAGUUGUGUGCAGAUAAAAAAUGAUGUGUUCGUUUGUGGUGGGUAUAACGGGGAAGUGAUUCUGGGAGACAUCUGGAAGUUGAGUCUGCAGACUUUCCAGUGGGUGAAGCUUCCAGCCGUCAUGCCGGAGCCAGUUUAUUUCCACUGUGCUGCUGUCACACCAGCCGGGUGCAUGUACAUCCACGGAGGCGUGGUGAACAUCCACGAAAACAAACGGACUGGGUCGCUCUUUAAGAUGUGGCUGGUGGUCCCCAGCCUCCUGGAACUGGCGUGGGAGAUGCUGCUCGGCGCCUUCCCUCACUUAGCAGACCUCUCCCGGACACAGCUGCUGCGCCUCGGACUCACGCGGGGGCUCGUCGAGCGCUUGAAAUGAGGAUUUCUCGCCUGUGCUUCCCCCUCCAGAAAUGUUAAUUUAAAGAAACUCUAUUUAUGGGCAGCGGGGUGAGUGCGACAGAGAGGAUCGGGGACCCCGGUCAAGGCCUUACUCAGCAAAUACAGCAGAUGCCUUUCUGUUCAUGCCAUUGAAGUUGAUGGAAACGUGAAUUUUCCCUGGGGCUGCCACUGCACCUCCUGCUCCCCUCCCAGUCUUCCUCCCUUCUCUGGUUUUUUUUUGAGGGGAGGGAGACGGAGGCGAUCUCGGCGGAGACCUCGUACUCUGGGCAGUCGAGAUCAUCGAGAAAGUUCUUUUUCAGGAGACUGCGGAAUGGGCAGGCAGCUGGGGCUUCCUCCUUUUAAAGAGUGGGUCUGGGAGGGCAGGGAAGAGGAGGAAGAUGUUGUUAUAGCCUUGCAGCUUAUGCUUUUAAUCCUGGUGUUUAACUUAUUGCUCUAGAGCUGUACUUUCCCAAGUAGACAGGGCUCAUUGCCGUAGUCUCCGAGCGCCUGCUGGCUGUGCUGUGACUUCGCUGGGUCCCGAAGCUGAAUGUUCAGGCCUGUGUGCUCUUGGCUGUCCUCAUCUCUUCAUGCCCCCUUACCUUGCCGGGCCCAACAAGGGCCUGAACGAGAUGUUUAAAAUCCACAGGGCUGGGGGCAGGGAAGGAGAAUGGCCUUAUCGAUCCUGCCCCUCUCUUGGGGUGAAGGGGUGGCUAGGGGCAGUUUCCUUCCCCUCUGGGCAUGGGAGUGGCUUCACCCGCCAUAUCCAGAGCAUCUUCCAGCCCUCAGGACCUCUGCCACUUGCUGUUAGUAACCUCCCCACCUCAUACGUGGUCUCUGGCCCAGAUCUGGCCUUUCCUGCUCCCGGGCAACAGGUUUUAGCUCUGGAACUGGGGCACUUGUUUUAGGUCCCCAGGUUGUUUCCCCCCCUCCCUCUCUGGUUUUCCACCCACAUCUCUGAGUCAGCACCUCCCUGACACACAAACCCUAGCUGCCCCUCCCCGGGGAGCGAAGCGUCACUUACAGAACUGGGCGGGGGAGGAAGAUUGAGUGCUGGCAUCAUUUCCAGGAGAAAGAACGGCCACAGGUACGAUCUUACUUUCAGUUCACUUUCUGGGGUUGCUGUGGCUCUGUCUCGGCAGGACUGUCCCCUGGGUGGCUCACAGGCCGACGGACCCACGGACCCAGAUCUCCCGGCGGUGAUCGGCAGGAUGCACUUAGGCCAGUGGGUUUAAGCCGGACCCUUUUCCUUUAAGUGCCUUUUUCUUUUAAACUAACUUGCCAAAAGAGUUCGUUGUCCAUCUCCACCACAGAAAGUGUUGAGGGGGGUGGCCUCUGUCCGCUGGGCUCGGAGAUAUAGCAUCAACCACAGCUGGGGAAGCACAGAACAGGGCCAGGUGGACGGCCUAUUUGUUCCAACAGGAAGAUUCACCGAACAACCCUGUCUUCUUCCCUAGCCUGUUAACUCUUCCGCCCAGGUAGUCCAGAGAGGGGGAAUCAGGAGAAGGGUGGCCGCUUCUCAUCCUGGCUCGGCCUUUGGCAGUCCCUAAAUGUUCACCUGUCCAUCUCAGAUAUCCAAGGAAAAUAAGGUUGGGAAAAACUGAUGGCUCGCUCUGUUCGUUAUUUUAGAGGGACAUGGACCCGGUUUUUAUAGUCUGAGGACAAGGGCAUUGGGGCCCAGGUCUGCCUAGUCUGGAUCAGCCCUUUUAGGGUCAGCGACUCACCUUGACCACAAGCUGAGUUAAUAGAAUUUGGUGAAAGCCAGAGUCUGGAUCAGAGCAUCUGGUGGGAUAGAGGAGAGGGAAGGGCCUGUUUUAGGAGUGGGUGAGGGGACCAGAGAAGGAGCGUUCAGCUGUUGCUCUGCUGUUUCCUUAUGCAGUCGUGGGAUCAGCUGGAGAUCAUCUCAGGUGCAGGGCGAUCUGGCUCUGCAUAGCCUCUGCUUGCUUUCAUCCCUUUCCAAGCCUUUUUGAGGCUUCCUCUGUGCCCUGAAAAGACAGAGUGUCAGCAGCAGCCCCUGGGGUUGCAGUGGGUGCCCUGACUGGAAUCAUGUGCUGACCUCAAAUCUCUUAGUCUAGAUUGCUCCCGGGGUGGGGAAACCAAGUACCUUCCCCCCAUCCCCCAGCAAUGCAAGAUGUUAGGCCAGAUGCUGGAGGACUCAUUUAGGGGCACCCCACAAGUUUCAGGAUACUAACCAGCCAACAACUGGUGCUUCAGUUUUCUGGGCCAUUUCCACACCUGCUUCUCUGCCUUACAACUGGCCACCUCAGCUGUCUGCUACGGCAAUCUAGGUCUCGGUCCAAUCAAUAGGAUAUUCAGUGUAACCGGCCGGUGGGGCCCAACCUGGAAUUUGAAGUCCUCAUCUGAUGGGAACCUCACCCAAAGGUUUGUGGGGCCAGAGGACUUUCAAGUAGUUGAUUUUAACUCCCACUGCCCCUUUCUCUGCCCCUCAUGGGGCAGUAGUGGUGAACAGAGAACAGCUGGCAGGGGCUGAUAUCAUUCCUCCCUCCUGCCAAGAUGCUCCCUGCUCUAACUCACCAUCUUCCAAAAAGCUUCUGCAGAGCUGGAUUGGCGGGAAGGUACAGCGGUCUCUUCCACGUCCGACGGAAUCAGGCUGUUGCAGAGGUGGUCGCGAGCCUGCUGCCUUCUUGCGGUGUCUCGGCUGUAGUGACUUACCAAUUGUUCAAUAAGGACAUGAUGGGGGGGUGAGCAGCCCCCCUCCCCAGAGUACACAGAACUGGAUGUGAGGGGUUAAAAUAAACUGACCCCCAACUAGGGACCUCAGCUUGCUGUCCCACUAGCUGAGGUGACAGCAAGAGUCCUGAAGGUAGGUGGGCCGCAGGAGGGCAAGAGAGUGGCCAGGAGCUUGGAUAGCCAGCCCACCGCAUGGCCGACCGGCACCGGUGGGAGAAACUCAAGAGGAUGCUGGGCCAGACUGCAGUUAAAUUGGGUGGGCGAGUCCCAUCCUUUUGAUGAGGGAGAGGGACUAGAUUAAAGUCCUAGCCUGGCUACAGCCAGAAUCCUGCAAGAGUAAGGAGUUGCCCACCUGUUCCUGCUGUGUUAGAUACCCCUUAAGGGGAAGACCUCAACUCCAGUAUGAGCAGGUAAAGAAAUUCAACUUCUGAAAGCUGUGUGUGAUUGAAAGAAUUCUGUAGACAGCAGGCUUGGGUGGGGGCAUAGGGCUCAUCAACUCCAUUAGGUAAAGCUGAUUAUCAAGGUCAUUGGGGCUGGGGUCGGUUCUCGCCGAUGGGCCCAGCCCUUUCCGUUCACCUCUCCAAAGUGCUGCCUUGACUCACGGUCGUGGGUUCGUGAGUCUGGUUAGCUUUCUCCUCUGUGAGAAGUUUUGUUACCCUUCGGGCAGCUGGUUUUUCAUUACCGUAUCCUGUUUCUAAAGCUGUCGAGAAGGUGUUGCCUCUCUGAAAAGACCCAGGCCCCAGGCUUUGGGGCAGAGCCAUCCUUGGAAGCUUCAACACUGAGAGUCAGUGGCUUUUACUGGGGCAAGAUGCUUCCACGUUUCGCCGAUCUCCAGGUUUCAGAGGCGGAGGCCGUAGCCUAGCGUAUAAAGGCUUGGUUUUUUCCUCUAUGGCUGGUGCAGGGAGGGAGCAGGAAGCAGCAAGGAGCAUCAGUUCUAGCAUCUGUCGUGGCCACCACGUGAAGCUGGAAAGAUGCCAAAACCUCACCCCCCACCCCUCCAGAGGCAAAGAUUGCCCCAGGCAGGGUGUUAGAUGGUGUUCAGGACUCCAUUAGGUAAAGCUGCUGAUCAAGGUCACUGGGGCUGGGGUCGGUUCUCUCCGAUGGGCCCAGCCCUUUCCAUUCAUCUCUCCAAGUGGGAGGUGGCCCCAUCCCAACUCAGGUUCCCCCCUCGGGCUCAGAUUUUAAGCAGACGGCCUCACCGUCCCCCGCCCGGGUAAGUCUGGAGGAGCUGUUGCCCGAGGUCUUCCGAGCAAGGGGCCUCGGCGUCUCGUGGAAGAUUAGCGCCACGGCUCUGGCGGAGGCCCAGCUUUGCAGAGACUCCAUUUUAGGUAACCCUGUGACUUCUCCGUUUGCCAGUCCCCUCCCAGCCUGCGGAGAGGAAUGGCGUGCAGCCCCUCCCGGUGAGGCACGGUUCUUUCCGAGCGACUGGGCUGCCUCUGCCCCUGAGCUGGGGCUCAGGACCUCCGGCGCUUGCCUUACCCCAGAGCUGAACGGUGUAGUCCUUUUCGCGAUCAGUGUGCAUGUGACGAGCUGAGGCUACCUUCUCCAUUCUGCCGGCCCCCACUCUGUCACCACUCGGGGACGGAGAGCUGGUUCUGAAGUGUCUGGCUGAUAUUUAUGUACCUUAUCAGUGUUUUCCAGUUUGGAUUUUUUUUUUUUAAAGAGUUCUGAUCAAUAAACCUACUCGAGACUCUA